This is a messenger RNA of Closterium sp. Yama58-4, 375 nucleotides long. The record is from the annotation of a GenBank genome assembly. Lineage: Eukaryota; Viridiplantae; Streptophyta; Zygnematophyceae; Desmidiales; Closteriaceae.
AUGCAUGCUUUCAGCUUCACUGGAGCACAGCAGCAGGAGGCAGGGAGGGAGAGGCAGGGGUGGGUUGAGGGUGGCGACAGGGGCUACAGCAAAGCAGAUGGGAGUGCAGGGAGUGCAGUGCAGGAGGGAGAGAGUGCGGUUGGGGCAACUAGCAGAGGUGACAGUGAUGAUGGUGCUGCUGACGUCUUUCAAGUGUUGCUCGACGCCAGCCAUGGCACCGCUGAGGUGCUUGUGGAGCUGCCUGUCCGUGCACACGCAGGCGCACAGCCGCGGUGGGUGCUGGUAAAGCUGCUCCUCACUGUCGCCGACCAGGCGUCCAAUCGCCGCCUCAUUCGUGUGCCUGUUGCAUUCAAUUCAAGUGUGGAAUUGUCCUGA